This is a messenger RNA of Girardinichthys multiradiatus, 3824 nucleotides long. It is a transcript of the gene hnrpkl, whose product is annotated as heterogeneous nuclear ribonucleoprotein K, like. The coding region runs from base 155 to 1453 and encodes 432 amino acids. The transcript is spliced from 16 exons. Gene Ontology annotation, biological process: regulation of mRNA splicing, via spliceosome; regulation of transcription by RNA polymerase II. Gene Ontology annotation, molecular function: mRNA binding. NCBI's taxonomy places the organism in Eukaryota, Metazoa, Chordata, Actinopteri, Cyprinodontiformes, Goodeidae. Gene Ontology annotation, cellular component: nucleus; cytoplasm. The record is from RefSeq and is a predicted model, not a curated record.
ACUUGACAAGCUUGUGCAAAGAGACAACCGGGAGAAGGUCGACAAAUCGAGCCUAUCCACGGAUUUUUCAGGGCGAGGCGACGGUUGAGGACCGCAGUGGACAUAGUUUGGCUGCAGAUCCAAGAAGAACCAGUUUGCUUUUCACUGCAGACUCAUGACAAUGGAAAUGAAAGGCGAACAGCAGGACGAAGAUAUUUCAUUCAGCAACUCUGACACUAAUGGUAAACGUCCCGCUGAGGAUAUGGACGAGGAGCAGGCCUUCAAACGUUCACGCAACAUUGACGAGAUGGUGGAGCUGCGUGUUCUGCUACAGAGCAAAAAUGCAGGAGCUGUUAUUGGAAAGGGUGGCAAGAACAUAAAAGCACUUCGCACAGACUACAAUGCCAGUGUUUCAGUCCCAGACAGCAGUGGCCCAGAGCGGAUCCUGAGUGUGAGUGCCAGUAUCGAUACUAUCGGAGAGAUUCUACUGAAAAUCAUACCAACAUUAGAGGAGUAUCAACAUUACAGUGGGAUUGAUUUUGACUGCGAGCUUCGCCUGCUGAUCCAUCAGAGCUUGGCUGGUGGCAUUAUUGGAGUGAAAGGUGCCAAGAUAAAGGAGCUAAGAGAGAACACUCAGACCACCAUCAAGUUGUUCCAAGAGUGCUGUCCACACUCCACAGACAGGGUCGUCUUAGUGGGAGGAAAACCAGAACGUGUGGUUGAAUGCAUAAAAGUGAUCCUGGAGCUAGUAUCCGAGGCACCGAUUAAAGGUCGUACUCAGCCUUAUGACCCUAACUUCUAUGAUGAGACAUAUGACUAUGGUGGCUUUACCAUGUUAUUUGAGGAUAGGGGCCGGCGACCCAUGGGUGGAUUUCCCAUCCGUGUACGUGGCAGUUUUGAUCGCCUGCCCCCUUUACGUGGCAGCAGACCUUUGCCUCCCACCAGAAGGGACUAUGAUGACAUGAGCCCUCGCCGAGGUCCUCCACCGCCACUUGGCAGAGGAGGAAGAGGAGGGAGUCGAGCACGUAACCUGCCUCUUCCCCCACCACCGCCGCCAAGAGGAGGUGGAGACAGGUUUUCACAUGGCAGCUAUCAUGGCAGCAUGGAUGACAGACCAAGUGAAAGACGAAGCAGAGGAGACCGCUAUGACAGCAUGAGUGGAGGUGGAUAUGACAACAAUUCUUCUUGGGAUCGCUUUCCAUCUGGCGGCAGAGGGUCGUACGGUGACAUCGGAGGCCCAGUCAUCACAACUCAAGUCACCAUCCCAAAAGAUCUGGCGGGCUCCAUCAUCGGGAAGGGCGGCCAGAGAAUCAAACAGAUCCGCCACGAGUCAGGGGCAUCCAUCAAGAUUGAUGAACCACUAGAGGGCUCUGAGGACCGCAUCAUCACCAUCACGGGGACACAGGACCAGAUCCAGAAUGCCCAGUACUUACUGCAGAACAGUGUGAGGCAGUACUCCGGUCGGUUCUUCUAGAGGGAGAGAGAGAGAGUGAAGCCAUGCUGCCAUAUUGUUUGCUCACUCUAUUCAGAGCCAACAUUCCUCUGCUUUGGGUAGAAGUGUCCCUUCCCUUUAACCGUCUCCAACUACAACAACCGUUGUGUACGGCAGGUUUUAUUUAGAAGCCUGAAAAAUCCAUAAUUCAGUGCUGGUGUGUAUUUUUUAUUAAUUUUUGUAUUUUAUCUCCUGCUGUAUGGCUCAUCUGUGUGAUUAGGUUUGUUGUUGUUGAACCGGCCCUAGGCCUUAUCUUCCGUGUUUCAGUACAGCCAGCAGAAUGUACUUUUCAUUCUGUUCUUGUUGUUUGAAAGACAUUUUUGUUGUCACCUUUGAAUUUUAAGAGCAUUUUUUCAAACAAACAUGAAUAGUUCUUAAAUGGUUGGAAAAUAUUAGAAAACAAAUAUUAGAAUAAAGUGAAAUACCUUUUUAUUUCACAGUUUUCAUCACUCAUCUCCAUAUGUAAAAAGUGUUUUUUUUUUUUUUUUUAUGGUCUUUUAUAUUGAGGGACAUGGGGAGAACAUUUAUUUUGGAGCAGAGGGAAAUCAUUUGUAAUCUCAAUGGUUAAGAGUGUGUGGGGCCUUUCUUAUGUGUAAGCACCGAUGUAAGACUCUGAGUUAGUUGUUGACAUAAGCUAGACAGUUUGUUAUACUCCCCACCACUCCCACAUACUAGGCGUGGGCUGGUAUGCGAUUCUUAAUGAUAAGGUUUAAAAAGAAUAUAUGUGAUCUGAUCUAAUUUAACAGCUUUUAUUUAAAACAGAAGAGCAUUUUCUGCUAAAAUACACUGACUAUCACAAUUGUUUUCACAGACAUUUUAAUAAACAUGAGCAUAAUAUUUUAAAACUUACCUCUAGAUUUUGUAAUUUUGACUGUUUAUUGCUACCUGAAAUAUUUCUAUCCAGCCGAAUUUUGUCUUUCUUGUAAGCAAGGGUAAAGUGCAGUAGCCUUCUGUCAGCCAGCUUACCGGAAGUGUGCAACAACAGGUGGGGGAGGGGUCGCGCUCCAUGCAGUCAGAUAAAUCUCCAGUCAAACAUGGUACCAGUUACCAGCCAGGCCUAAUGAAACAAAUGUGAAAAUGACUUGAUAUGCGAUUGGUCUGUUGCUGGGAAGGUUAACACUGUUGCUGCCUUUACUUUUUUAGCACAACAGUUCAGUCCAAUAUUUUUCGUAAUGACGAAUUUUCCAAACAUGUCUUUUUGUCUGAAGGCGACAUAAAUGUGCAAAUGUUUAAGGCAAAAAAGGAAAGAAAAACAAUUUUGUAAAUUUACUUUUAUUUGAAAGACAACUCUACAGUAUAUAUUAGGUUAAAACCUGGAGUUUUAUGACUUUUCAUUUGAUUCCAACUGUGUGAUACUUUCUUUUAAAAGUGCCAAAAACAAAGAUUUACUAAUUUUCCUGUUUUUUAUGGUGGCCCUAUUGUGCCAAACAUGAAAACAUAACCAGAUGUACCUUUAAAUCGUAUUAAUGCUAUUGAAACCACGGUGUUUUAAAAUAUAAGAGAAUAUUAUUUAAAAAAAAAAAAAAAAAAGUUGAAGAACGUAACUGUGGAAAAUAACUACAAUUAAAAGAGGGCAUGCUUGUGUAGGAGCCUGGCUAUUUUGCUUGUUUUCCAUUUUGUACCCUUGCAUUUUUGGUCGUUUUGUACCAGAAUUUCAGGCAUGAACUGCUUGAAAUUUCAUACCAACCUUGCAUCAUUUCAUACACGGUUUGGCCACUGAAGAUUUCUAUAACGCUGUCUGUUUACUUUAAGUAAAUGUGGUUUUAUGUCUGCAGUCAAUAAGAUGUACCAGCAGAAGGUCAUGGAGUAAUUCUAGUUUGAUCAGGGAUUAGAAUCUGUCAUACUUAAUUGGAGUCCACUGGGGUCAGAACCAAAAUGGGAUGUAAAAUAAAAUAACGUGCAAAUUAUAAGUGCGAUUUGAUUAUUUUCAAGACUAUCUCUGUAAUUUACAAACUCAAACACAGGGCUUCUGUUCAUGGGUAUGGAAUGGAAGUACAAACUGGCAAAAGACAAAUUGAUCUAGAGCUAAAUAUAUGUGUGUUUUCUGAAUAAAGAGUUAUAUUUUGAAUCUGUUUUUACUGUAAAAUAUCUUCUGGAUCAAUUUCCAUUACUAUUGGAUUUAUUUUCUGCCAAUUACCAGGGAUGGAUUUGCUGAAUUAUAGCCUCAGUGUCAAAUCUGUUCAUGCUUUUAAUUUUGAAAAAAUAGAAAAUCUUUUUUUUUUUUCUUUGAAAUUAUCUAUGAAGAUGCUGUUCUGUGUGGGACGGGUGCAGCUAAAAGUGGUGAAAUUCUGAAUUUGAUCUCAGAUAUUUGUAGUAAUUGCAGGUGUUUAGUAAAUAAAGUCUCUGUCACUGC